AUGAUUGCAUAUACAUUAGUACAAAUCCCCAACCCGAUACAGUUCCGAUUUGGGAUUUUUGGAAUCUCUCAGCCGCCAACGACUCCGAAUUUCGCCUCCUCCUCUGUCUUGGCUCGAGAUCAGAGCCAAGCACAAGCACGGGAUAACAAUCCGACUCAGAUUUUCUCCGUCACUCUCUCUUUAGGUUCAUAUCGUGUUGUUGUUGUUGUUGUGCGUUUGCUGUUUAGUUUUGCUUAUUGCACUGGUUUUGAAGCGCUUGUGACGCGUCGUGCUCUGUUUAUAUUCGUGUUAGUUGAUGGCGUAAUGGCAUCAACUGCAGGGUUUCUAACCGAUGAACACAUAGAGAUUAUGGAAAAAGCGAGUCAGAAUGUGAAGAGUUUCUCUUCCUCGCCGAUAUCCCCAUCAUCCUUGCUUGCUGGACAUAAUAAUAAUCAGGUGAGAGCUCCAUCAGUGGAUGGUAAGGCACAAUCUACUGAGCAUGCUGCCAGUAUUGAGCGCCGGUGGCACAGUGGAAAGUUUAUACCGUACGACGAGUACGGUGCUGCUCGUCAGGGCACUUGGGAAGAUUUGCUCGAUAAAUAUGGCGAUCCAAAUUACGAUAAUGGCGAGGAACCUUAUCAACUGGUUGGAUCCACCGUUACUGAUCCUUUAGAUGAAUUAAAUGAAGCAGCAGUAUCCAUCUUAGAGAAAUAUUUCAGAAUUGGGGAUGUGGAAUUCGUUAUAUAUAAUUUCGAAGAUCUUCAAUCAAAGAUGGACUUGGCUGCAUAUUAUCCAUACUUGGUUAAACGUCUUGUAUCCAUGGCCAUGGUCAGGCAUAAUAAAGAGAGAGAGAUGGCUUCAGUUCUGCUUUUAGAAAUGGAAAUUUAUCUUCUCAGUUCUGAACAGAUUGAAGAUGGGAUUUUUAUGCUCAUUGAAUCUGCUGAUGAUCUGGCAUUGGACGUACCGGAUGCUGUUGAUAUGCUUGCCUUAUUUCUGACACGUGCUGUUAUUGAUGAGCUCAUUCCUCGAGCCUUUCUUGCCAAGGCCGAGAAAGCUCUUCCAGAAUCAUCGAAGGGAAUUCAAGCAAUCCAAACUGCUGUAAAACUUUAUCUCUCUGCUCCGCACCAUGCAGACCUUGUGGAGAUGCGAUGGGGUUGUAACUUUUACCUCACUGUUGAAGAUGUGAAAAAGAGGAUGGUUGAUUUUCUCAGAGUAUAUGUGCAAAAUGGUUGUGUGUUUGGAGCCUGUGGUUGUAUAUUUCAAUUGGAGGAGAUUUCAUACUUCCAUCAUGAGUUUGUGAGAAGGGCUUUGGUGCUUGCCAUGGAGAUCCGUUCAGCAGAAACUCCACUGUUGGAUCUAAUACAAGUAGCAGUAACGGAAGGAUUCACUACUUCCAGCCAAGUAGUGAAAGGGUUUUCUCGUCUGGAAGAAGUCAUUGAUGAUCUUGCUUUUGAUAUUCCAUCAGCUCAAACCAUUUUUCAGACAAUGGUACAUAAGGCAAUAUUAAACGGGUCGCUUGAUGCUUCAUUCAAACCAUCUAGUGAAGAUAGGUACUUCGUAGUUGAAGAUGAAAAGGUGAGCAAAUACAAAAAAGAGAUUGCCGCAAUAAUUCAUCAAUAUUUUCUCUCGGGUGACAUUCCUGAACUAAUUCGAAGUCUGGAAGAUCUUGGGACACCUGAGUACAACCCAAUAUUUUUGAAGAGGCUAAUAACUGUCGCCAUGGACAGAAAGAAAAGAGAAAAGGAAAUGGCAUCAGUGCUGCUGUCUGCUCUUCAUAUGGAGAUAUUCUCAACAGAGGAUAUAGCUAAUGGUUUUGUCUUGCUUCUGGAAAGUGCAGAAGAUACAGCACUAGAUAAAACCGAUGCAUCAAUUGAGCUUGCUAUUUUUCUUGCUCGAGCUGUGAUUGAUGAUGUAUUGGCUCCUCUGAAAUUAGAGGAAAUGAAGAGCAGGUACAACCCAUAUUCCAGUGGAGGUGAAACUGCGUGGAUGGCUCAACAACUUGUGUCUGCUCCGCAUGCUGGUGAGAGAAUAUUAAGAUGUUGGGCUGGUAGGACUGGAUGGGCCGUUGAAGAUGCCAAGGACAAGAUCAUGAAGGUCUUGGAGGAGUACGAGAGCGGUGGUGUUGUGAGUGAGGCAUGCGAGUGUAUUCGGGAGCUAGGAAUGGCUUUCAUGAACCACGAGGUUGUUAAAAAAGCUUUGGUUAUGGGCAUGGAGAAGAAGAAUGAUAGGAUGCUGGAUCUUCUGCAGGAGUGCUUUAGUGAAGGCCUGAUCACCAUCAAUCAGAUGACAAAAGGGUUCACCAGAAUGAAGUAUAGCCUUGACCAUCUUGCUCUGGACAUUCCAAACGCCACUGAGAAGUUCAGCUUGUAUUUGGAUCAUGCGCUGAACAAGGGCUGGCUCCUACCAUCAUUUGAUUCCAAUGUCACCAAUGUCUAA
Messenger RNA from Sphenostylis stenocarpa, 2415 nucleotides. NCBI's taxonomy places the organism in Eukaryota, Viridiplantae, Streptophyta, Magnoliopsida, Fabales, Fabaceae. The record is from the annotation of a GenBank genome assembly.